GGGAGAGGGCGGCCAUGGGGCUAGGGGCAAGCAGCGAGCAGCCGGCGGGCGGCGAGGGCUUCCAUCUGCACGGGGUACAGGAGAACUCGCCGGCCCAGCAGGCAGGCCUGGAGCCCUACUUUGACUUCAUCAUCACCAUUGGGCACUCGAGGCUGAACAAGGAGAAUGACACGUUGAAGGCACUGCUGAAGGCCAAUGUGGAGAAGCCGGUGAAGCUGGAGGUAUUCAACAUGAAGACCAUGAAGGUGCGCGAGGUGGAGGUGGUGCCCAGCAACAUGUGGGGCGGCCAGGGCCUGCUGGGAGCCAGCGUGCGCUUCUGCAGCUUCCGCAGGGCCAGCGAGCACGUAUGGCAUGUGCUGGACGUGGAGCCCUCUUCACCUGCUGCCUUGGCCGGCCUGUGUCCUUACACAGACUACAUAGUUGGCUCUGACCAGAUACUCCAGGAGUCGGAAGACUUCUUUACUCUCAUUGAGUCCCAUGAGGGGAAGCCCCUGAAGCUGAUGGUGUAUAACUCUGAGUCUGACUCCUGCCGGGAGGUGACUGUGACUCCCAAUGCAGCCUGGGGUGGAGCGGGCAGUCUGGGGUGUGGUAUUGGUUACGGGUACCUGCACCGGAUCCCAACGCAGCCCUCCAGCCAGCACAAGAAGCCACCUGGUGCCUCACCACCUGGCACUCCAGCUGCAACCCCACAACUUACUGCCUUUCCUCUUGGUGCCCCACCACCUUGGCCUGUCCCUCAGGACUCUUCUGGCCCAGAGUUGGGUUCCAGGCAGAGUGACUACAUGGAGGCCCUACCGCAGGUCCCUGGUAGCUUUAUGGAGGGACAGCUCCUUGUGCCUGGGAGUCCCGGCCAUGGCACUUCUGACUGUGGGGGAUGUCUGCAUUCCAUGGAGAUCCCGCUUCAGCCUCCACCUCCAGUGCAGCGGGUCAUGGACCCAGGCUUCCUGGAUGUGUCAGGCAUGUCCCUCCUGGACAGCAGCAGUACAAGCGUGUGCCCCAGCCUAUCAUCUUCCACAGUGCUGACCUCCACAGCUGUUUCAGUCUCAGGACCAGAGGACAUUGGUUCCAGCAGCAGUUCUCAUGAGCGGGGUGGUGAAGCCACGUGGUCAGGGUCAGAGUUUGAGAUCUCCUUCCCAGACAGUCCAGGCGCCCAGGCCCAGGUGGACCACCUGCCCCGGCUGACUCUCCCCGAUGGCCUCACAUCUGCGGCCUCACCUGAAGAAGGGCUGUCUGCAGAGCUGCUGGAAGCACAGACCGAGGAGCCGGCAGACACAGCCAGCCUGGAUUGCAGGGCAGAGACUGAGGGGAGAGCCAGCCAAGCACAGGCCGCCCCAGAUUCAGAGCCUGGGCUGUGAGAACACCCCUGGUGACAUCUGGUGUGGCUUAGCUGGGUAGCUCUCUAGGCCGCAGGCUCUUGUGAGGCUUGGGCUUUGCUACAAUACAUACAUGGUCCUGGAUCGAAGGGACAGGACACCGGAGCAACAACCAGCUUCUGUAGAGGCAGGAGACAGAAUCCAGCCUGUGUCAACGAAGCAUGGACACAAUUCCACGUGAAGAUUGGGUGAGGGACAAGAGGCUGUGUCCACAAGCAGCCACACCUGUACUGAGGACCCCAAGUCCCAAGGCCCUUCCUCAUUCUACUCCUUACACUGGAUGAGAGAGGUAGUGUAUCUGGCCACUUUAUUUCUAGGAUGGGAAAUUCUAGGCCCUCUAGAGGGAUCUACCUCAUCUAGCUGUACACUAGCCCCGGGGGUCGGGGGGAGGUGCAAGGGAACAUACACUCCAGUUCUUGCAUCCUGUGAUCGCUCCCUUCGGCCCUCACACGCAGGCAGCUGGCUCUGGUGGUAGACAGGUCAAACUAUGCUUACCGUCAACACCCCUCUACCUGCCCUUCUCGCCCUGGCUUCUUCCCCAGAAGAGCUGGAAGAGAGUUGGUAACUGCCCCUCCCAUCUGUCCUCUGUAGAAGGGAAACGUGCUUUACAGGCUCAGACUCGGAGAGGACAGCUGUGCUGCUGCCGCCUUGCUACAGAUGGCACCAGGCAUGUCCUCUGCCAGUCACUGUAAGCGGCCUUUGGUCUUCUUUUCCAGCCGCCUCUUUGUUCCCACAUCCACAGACCUCAACUGUCUGUUGAGGGUACUUAGGCUGGUAAGCCAAGGACUCUAUUCCAGGAAGCACAGGCCAAAUAGUAGGCCAGGUCCUGGAUGGGUAAGCAGAACCCCAAGUGUGAGCCCAUUCCCACCCCAUCCCCCCAGGGGCCACUGAGAGGCCUGAGGCUGUACAACAUGGCUUACCACAGGGCUGCUCUGGGGCCAGCUCAAUUUAGCUGUGGUUAGGCAUUCUGACCCCCAGCUGCCUUCAUUGGAAGGUUCUGCUCCCCAGGACCCCAUGUGGGGUGAGACAGAUGCUGAUGCUGUUUCAAGUAUGAACCCCCAGAUGGUUUCU
Molecule: messenger RNA, 2444 nt
Organism: Mus pahari (shrew mouse)
Lineage: Eukaryota; Metazoa; Chordata; Mammalia; Rodentia; Muridae
Gene: Gorasp1
Product: golgi reassembly stacking protein 1
Exons: 9
Coding region: 15-1355 (446 amino acids)
Biological process (GO): Golgi organization
Cellular component (GO): Golgi apparatus
Molecular function (GO): protein binding
Source: RefSeq, a predicted model, not a curated record